CCCAUCUCAAUCUCAUCUUCUUCCUUCGCCAUUCCUCCCAUUCCACCUCUCUCUCUCUCCCUCUUUCCCUCUCUCGGUUUCUUCAAGUCAUUUUCCAGCUUAAUGGCGGGGUCUUUGAUGAAGGGUAACUAGCCAUUGAAAGGCGGAGCAAAUGGCGGGGCAAUAUUGAGUACUGACCCGGCAAAGCAAACCCCCUCAAUUAAUAAAGAAGAAACAAUGGAGGAGGGCCGAGGCGUUUUUGUAAGCUCAACAGCCGGUUCUCUCCUGAUCAUGGCUAGUAUCAGCAGCUGAAGGGUCGGGUAACUGCCUUCCCUCCGUUUCUUUGCUUCACUUUCUACCUCUUGAGCUGAGGAAACUGCUGAGAAAGAGAUUAAGACUUUGGUUGCGGCAAUUCAUCAAACACCUUGCGACUCCAUCACUCCAAGAUAAAAAGAGGUUUUACGUUUGCAUAACUUGGCGCCCCCAUGUCGAGCAAUAAUUCGUAUGCAAUGGAGAGGAGAUCAUUUCCUAGGAGCCCUUUGCUGAAGAAUUCCAUGCCCAGUAGUCCCUAUCACAUGAGCCCUAUGCUCAAGAGUCCCAUGCCGAAGAGCCCUGCUCGUUGCGAGACCUACAAGUCUAGGUGUGCUCACUGUUUGCUUGGUUUCUUCCGGUUUCGACAUAGCAAUUCGAAGAAGCUGAUUUCGGACAGCAGGAGUGCUAGCAGGCAGUAUGGUGAUGAUCGAUCUGCGAGAAAUAAACUGGAUUGGCACCCUGUCGUUGAUGAAAAAUGUGAAUGCAUCAAUACUCAAGGGGAUCCUAGGAACGCUGGACUUAGAUCUGGUCAUAAAGAGAUGCAGAAAAUCAAAGGGCAAGAUGUAAAAUCCGAUUCUAAAAGUGUUAGUAGCAGAACAAAGCGCCACAAGAAGCGUAGAAGGGCUCGACGUUUGCCUAUAUAUGGUUGUUACGAUGUGGCAACUAUGGGAUUUGGGAAAACAGUUCCUGAACGGUUGAUGGACAGAUCAUCAAAUGAAGAAGAGUCCAGGGUUGCAGUAAAUAAGGAUCCAAGUGAUUCUAGUACUCCUCCAAAGGAAGAGAUCAAUCUUCAAGUCCAUAUGAACGAAGCAGCUGAAGCAUUUAUAAAUCAGAGAUUUACUGAUGGGCGACUCCUUGGUGAAGACGAAGGCAAAGUCCAGUCGAAACAUUUCUUGGAUGCAUUAGGUGUUCUGAACACUAAUAAGGAUUUAUUUGCGAAACUCCUACGAGACCCCAACUCUCUACUGGUGAAACAUAUAGAAGACUUGAGAGAUUCUCGGCAAAAGGUAUCGGCCAUUGCUAAUGAGCCUCUAGAGACAAUUGUACUGUUGAAGCCUGAUGUAAACAAGUGCGACUCUUCUGUAGAUCAGCUUGUUCUAAGUACGGUGCAACAAAGUGCGAGGCCUGCAUUCUCUUCCUUCACACAAAUGAAAAGGAAGUUGAUGAAGGCAAUUGGAUCACGCAGAAAAGCUCGUCCAUUAAUACAAGAUGACUAUCCAGAGAACAAGGGUAAACAAGGGAUGGAAGAAUGUGACCAAGGAUCAGAACUGGAGAUUGCUGAAACCAACUUGCUUGAGCAAAGUUCUCCUCGGGAGAUCCAAACUAAGAGUAAAGAAAACAGGCUAAGACAGAUUGAGACAGCUGUGAGAAAAGAGUCCAGUCCAAGCAGCUGUAAUAGGAGCUCAACAGUUGUCCUUCUAAGGAAGGACAGACCCAAAACCUGGGAUGGAAUAUGCUCUAUUGACGAGGUUGAUUCCUUGCAUACAGUUGGUCCUCGAGGAAAGAGGGAGCUUGGCUUUGUCACCCCCCAAAUGAGAAUCUCACCUUCCAGCAAUUCUCAAAUAGUACAAGAGAGCAAGUGUAGGAAUCAAAGAGGAAUAGAAAUCAACUGCCCAAGUCCUCUAAGGCAAAGCCUAGAGGCUACGCGUUGGGUGGAUGCUAGGGAAAGCUUUGAGAUGCUUGAAACAGAAUCAGCCAAGCCGGAUGGAUUCAGUUCUAAUGGUGAAGGGAGUGAGGGCUCUUCUGCUUGUGAUAACAUGCAUAUUUCAUCCCAAGCUUGUGCCAGCCCUGAAGGACAAGGUGACAUACAUUUUGAAGGCAUUAGUCCUCCUAGAACGCUUUCUGAUGGCAGACAUGAAUGUGUAGAUGCACCAAGACCAUUCGAUCCCUUGAGACCGGACUAUUUGUUUGAAAGCCAAGUAAUGCCAUCUUCAGAAGCUGAUUAUAUGUCAAGCCCGCCACAGGCCAGUAGGAUUGAAGGUCUGGAUAUAAAAAUUGAGGACAAGCCAGAACAUCCUAGUCCAGUUUCUGUUCUUGAGCAAUUCUGCACUGAAGAUAUCACUAGCCCCGUGAGCCAAAAGUCUAAUCCUGUUGAUCCAUCAGACCUGUCAAUCCGAACUGUAUUUCAAGAAAAAUGCUCUGCCACUGUUCAGCACCCAGCUCUGAACUCUGAUCCAUCUCUGGAAGAGCACAGAUCCAUGUCAGGACACAUUUCCUCCAUAUUGCAUGCUGCGAUCUCGAGUUGGGACGAGCUCCUAUUGAGGUGUUAUUUCUCAGACCCGCUUCUCCUAGAAAUUGUACUUGAUGAAGUGGAUAUCUGCUUGUGCAACGAUCGAAUACUCUUUGAGUACAUCAAUGAAGUUCUUCUGGAGGCCUACGACCAUUGUCUGAGAUGCUCUCCUUGGCUUUCAUCAACGGAAUCAAAGCUUCGGCCAGUUUCAGUAGCCGAGAAUGCAACUCGAGAAGUGAUGAGAUGCAUCGACUGGGACCUCUUUCUGCACCAUCCCAUGGAAACUGUGGAGGAGAUCAUCGUGAAGGACUUGGUUAAUUCGAGGACAUGGAAGGACUGCAAAGGUGAAACUGAUGACAUUGUUAGAGACACAGUAGAAAGUAUUAUGCAAGACUUGAUCAUGGAGUCUGCUGAGCUAAGCAACUCGGCCCAUUAACACAACAGCAACAAAAAGAUUUCUCAUCCACUCCCGCCACCCUAAAACCCUAACGAAAGCCCUCCCCUGAAAAAACCCCCUUCCGCCGGAGCCGAACAAUGGACCCAAAGGCCGUGAAAUCCGACCUCGUCCUAAUCCUCGACUACGGCUCCCAGUAUACCCACCUCAUCACUCGCCGGAUUCGCGCUCUCAACACCUUCUCCCUCUGCAUUUCCGGCACUUCCACCCUCGACGCCAUCACUUCCCUGAACCCCAAGGUCGUUAUUCUGUCCGGGGGGCCGCACUCCGUUCACACGGCCGACUCGCCCAGCUUCCCGGAUGGGUUUGUUGAUUGGGCGCUGGAAAACGGCGUCUUCGUGCUGGGAAUCUGCUACGGGCUGCAACUGAUUGUGCAGAAGUUGGGAGGGGAAGUGAGGGUUGGGACGGAGCAGGAGUACGGGAAGAUGGAGAUUGAAGUGGUGGGGAAUUCGGGUAUUUUUGGGAAUAAGAAGGUUGGGGAUAAGCAGGUGGUUUGGAUGAGUCAUGGCGACGAGGCUGCUCGGUUGCCGGAAGGGUUUGAAUUGGUUGCCAAGAGCCGGCAAGGGGGAGUUGCUGCUCUUGAAAAUCGGGAGAAGAGGUUUUACGGUUUGCAGUAUCACCCGGAGGUGACUCAUUCGCCGGAGGGGAUGGACACGUUACGGCAUUUCCUGUUUGAUAUUUGUGGAGUGGCAGCUGGUUGGAACAUGGAAGAUGUCUCCGAGGAAGAAAUUAGGGCGAUUAAAGGAACAGUAGGGCCUGAAGAUCAUGUGAUAUGUGCUUUAUCUGGUGGUGUUGAUUCCACAGUUGCUGCAACACUGGUGCAUAAGGCAAUCGGUGAUAGGCUUCAUUGCAUUUUUGUUGACAAUGGCUUAUUGAGGUAUAAGGAGAGAGAACGAGUGUUGGAAACUUUUGAGAAGGAUCUUCAUCUCCCUGUUACUUGUGUUGAUGCAUCGGAACAGUUUCUUGGUCACUUGAAGGGCGUGACAGAUCCCGAGGUGAAAAGGAAGAUAAUUGGGAGGGAAUUCAUUAACAUCUUUGAUGUUUUUGCCCAUGAUUUGGAGCAAAAGCUAGGAAGGAAACCUGCUUACCUUGUCCAAGGAACUUUAUAUCCAGAUGUCAUUGAAUCUUGCCCACCUCCCGGCUCCGGAAGAACUCACUCACACACAAUCAAGAGUCAUCAUAAUGUUGGAGGACUCCCAAAGGACAUGAAAUUGAAGCUUAUUGAGCCUCUCAAGCUUCUAUUUAAAGAUGAGGUCCGUGAGUUAGGGAGGAUCUUAGAUGUUCCCGUGGGAUUCCUGAAGCGUCACCCUUUCCCCGGGCCUGGCCUUGCAGUUAGAGUGUUGGGUGAUGUAACUCAGGGCAAUGCCUUGGAUGUCCUACGCCAGGUGGAUGAGAUUUUCAUCCAGUCUAUCAAGGAUGCCGGGCUUUAUGAUACUAUUUGGCAAGCUUUUGCAGUAUUCCUUCCCGUGAGAACUGUCGGAGUUCAAGGAGAUCAAAGAACACACUCUCAUGUUGUUGCCCUUAGAGCCGUCACAAGUCAAGAUGGAAUGACAGCCGAUUGGUAUUACUUUGAGCACAAGUUCCUCGAUGAUGUUUCCCGCAAGAUCUGCAACAGUGUACGUGGAGUAAACCGAGUUGUUCAGGAUAUUACAUCAAAGCCUCCAUCAACAAUCGAGUGGGAGUGAUGCCAACCUCAGGUGUUAAUGUUUUGGGGGAGAAACAUGACUAGUUGGAUCUCGAGGAUGUGUAGCGAGUAGUGAUUGACUGAUGAGUUAAUAUGGUUACUAUAUUUAUGUCCCCAAAAGGGGUUAUUUUGGCUGGGGGCUUUGGCAAGCAAGGAAAGAGUGGGCUGAGACGCUGAGUGAACGAUGGUUCACAAUGUGCCUGGUUCUUAUUUCUGUUGAUUGAUCCCAGGAUUGCAGAGAUUUUGUACCCCUCCCUUCUUUUGCUUUGCUUUCCGUUGAGCAGAUACACAAAAGGGGAAUAUAAUUUUGUUUCGUGCUUAUGAUUAGAUAUUCGUUAAGACUUAAGAGUUUUGAGACGUCAUAAUUAUACCAUAACUGCUGCUCUCAACUUGUUACCUUCAAUUGCACUAGCAUAUGUUGCUGUCCCGUCAACUGGUGACAUAGAGGGAAGUUUGCCUCAUCAUUAAGCGGACAAGCUACAAGAAUUUCUUCUGGACAGUUUGGUUAAAGAUUUACAUUGCUAAUCAGAAAUUCAUG
Molecule: messenger RNA, 5197 nt
Organism: Linum tenue
Lineage: Eukaryota; Viridiplantae; Streptophyta; Magnoliopsida; Malpighiales; Linaceae
Source: the annotation of a GenBank genome assembly